CGGAUACAGAACACUGAGAGAGAAAAGCGUGUGCUCUAGAGAGAGACAGCACAAAAUGUACGUAUAGAGAGAGAGAGAGAGAGAGAGUGCGAGUAAAGAAUCGUUAAGAACUUGCUGCUUACUGAUGUCAACGAUCUAGAAGAAAAUUACACUCCAAUUUUACCGGUUUCUCGUCCCUGCCAUGGAAGGUAUAUCCCCAGAUCGGGAUUCAUUGGAGUCUGCAGCCAAAAAGUCCAGUAUUUCAUCUGGUGGUAGGGUUCAGGAUAGGAAGGAGUUUCUCCAUAGAUUUGUGGACAGUGAAAUCUUGAAAACUAGUCUUUUGGAUUGGCUUGAGGAUUUAGCUGAAGAUAGUGUGAGGCCUACCUUUGAUGUUCCUUUUGAGGUAGUGGAUCUUCAGAAGUUUGAUUAUGCUCUAGAAGGAAUUCCCUUUCAGCAACUAAUCCGGAUGCCUAAUUCUAUUUAUGCAUCAACAUCCAGCACUGUGGAAGCAACAGCUUAUCUUGCACUUGAGGACUUCCUGCACGCGAGUACGAAUGGCUUGUGGGAAGCUUUCUGGGGGCCUGAAAAUGAUAGAAUGCCUUUUUACGUUUCCUCUUUAUAUGAUGGAAACUUGAGAUUUUACCAAGCUGAACAGGCAAUUUCUAAAGGUAAACUUGAGGGGCUUUGUGCCUCAGCUAUAAUGCUGAAGAACCCCAGACAUCCACAAGGGAAGUGGGAUGAUAUUAUUGAAUUGGCACUUCUGAGACCUGAUAUUGGAAAUCUUGCUUCAGCUGAGGAAGACUCUAAGCCCCCAGUCUCUAUUAUGGGUGAAGCUUUAUUCUUUGCUCUUCGUGUGUUGAUUGCAAGAAGUAUCAGCAGAUCAAAUAUACCUCUCAGUUUGAAUUGUGUUUUUGUACUUCUGGUUGAUUAUCAAUAUGGUGGUGUUGUUAAAGUUGAGGGUGAUCUGAAUAACUUGGAAUUUGAUCUAAAUAAUGUCUAUGAAUCUGCUGCUUCAUGGAUUAAGAAUCAUUCGCGAAUCGCGAUUUCGCCUGUUUGUAGGAUCUGGAACAAGCUUGGAAAUGCUAACUGGGGGGACAUUGGGGCUUUACAAGUACUUUAUGCUACAUUUCAAUCUAUAGCACAAUAUGCUGGAACACCUAGGAACACUAUUGAAGAUUUAGCUGCUGACCACAGUUCCCGUCUUCAAGCAAGAAGGAUUGAGAGGCAACUGGAGGAUACAAGGGUGAAUGGUAAUGGUUUGUUCCGGUUCCAGCAUCACACAGCGACACCUGAAAUUGUAGAAGUACAGGAAGAAUCCAUUAAACUGGAUUCUGAGAGGUCACUGAAGCUGGAGGUAGGAUCAGUAUUGUUGUUAGAGGAUUCAAGCUGGCAAAAAGGGUAUCAGAUAGAUGAAGUUCUGAAUGACGGGGAGAUUCUGUUCUAUGUCGCAUCCCCUGUUGAAGAUCGGGGAAAGACUGUGUUUCUGUAUGUUGGUUCACAUCCUUCUCAGCUGGAGCCAGCUUGGGAAGAUAUGAAAUUAUGGUAUCAAGUUCAGAGGCAAACUAAAGUACUGAGUGUCAUGAAACAAAAAGGAUUGUCCAGUAAGUAUCUUCCUGAACUGAUUGCAUCCGGCCGGGUAGUUCAUCCUGGUAAUUGUCGGAAGCCAAAGAGAGGUGAUAACUGUGACCACCCAUGGUGUGGAACCCCUGUCCUAGUGACCAGCCCAGUUGGCAGGACUGUUGCUGACAUGGUGAGAGCGGGCCAAUUUGGUGCCGAUGAGGCUAUCAGGUGUUGCCACGAUUGUUUGUCUGCUCUCUCUGCCACUGCUUCCGCUGGAAUUCGGCAUGGAGACAUCAGGCCGGAAAAUGUUGUCUGUGUGAAAUCUGCAAUGGGGCAGCCUUACUAUGUUCUUAUUGGCUGGGGACAUGCUAUUUUAGAAGAAAGGGACCGCCCAGCAUUAAAUCUUCAUUUCUCUUCUACUUCUGCGCUCCAGGAGGGGAAGUUAUGCUCUGCUUCUGAUGCAGAAAGCCUAGUAUAUAUGCUCUAUUUUUGUUCUGGUGGGGACUUGCCUGUUUUGGAUUCAGUUGAAGGAGCACUACAAUGGCGAGAAACAUCCUGGUCAAGGAGGCUAAUACAGCAGAAGCUUGGUGACAUCUCCGCCGUGCUGAAAGCCUUUGCGGAUUAUGUUGACAGCCUGUGUGGAACACCAUAUCCCGUUGACUACAAAAUCUGGCUAAGAAGGUUGAAGAGACAAAUUAGCGAAGAAGAUGGUGGGAAAGAAGUUGACACGUCUAGUUGAAAUUACACUCUUACAUUACAGCUGCCUCACGUUUCGGCUGUUUCAGUUUUUACCCUUAUCUCGGAGCCACCUUUCAGGAGUGUAUGUUGACCUUGGAAGAUGGGAUUUUCAAUCACAUAAUAACAAUUGAGGUCCUCCUGGGACAAGCAUACAAUGAAGAUUGCCACUGGUCUUCAUAUGUUCGGGCAUUGCUGACGCCUUCCCAACUUGAACCAAGAGUUUUGUUCGAUUCUACUGGCAACUGAAUCAUAAUUUUCAGCCUCUUGUUUUGGUGAUUGGGCUGUUCCUGCUAUUCCUUUUGUGCACCACAUAACGAAGAUAACAGGUAUUUGUGCACCUUGUUAGCAAAAGAGGGUUGCGAUUUAUUGCUUUUGCACAUUUCAAGGGUUGUUAUAGAUAUGUUGUAUCUGUUGUCAUUAAUCCUUGUAAAGAUAGGAACUGUGCAUAUUGUUUGAUGUGUGUGAGAAAUGAGCAUACUGGAGUAUUGCAGUGUAUUAGCUGGGGGAAUGGUGUUUCUAUUUCCCCCUAUUA
Messenger RNA from Sesamum indicum (sesame), 2809 nucleotides. RefSeq lists its product as uncharacterized. The record is from RefSeq and is a predicted model, not a curated record. Lineage: Eukaryota; Viridiplantae; Streptophyta; Magnoliopsida; Lamiales; Pedaliaceae.